AUGCAUGACACGGCGUCGCGUAAGCCGACAUCGCGCGUUCUCGAUCGCGCGCCGUGCGAGAGCGCGGAGUCGCUCUUUGAAAAUUUGUGCCAAAAUUGGGCAAAGCGAGCCGAUGAGUUGGCGCGUUUUGAGCGUGAACUGUGCGCGACGCGGGAAGCUGUGCGACUGUCGAGCGAUGGAUCGGACUUGGACAUGGUGGAAAAAGAUACCAGGCCGUGUUCACGUGCAUGUGGUGAAGACACGCGCGAUACUCCCGCUCGCCCUCGGAGAACUGAAUCGACUUUUUCUGCCGAGCCUCCGGCAAAGCGACGUGCGAAGCAACGUAUUAAGUCUUUCGUGACUGAAGAGAGUGACGAAGACGAAGAUACAGAGGUUUCAUUGCGCGAGCUCCUUAGUCGCGCGAUCGAAGAAUCAGUCGCGGUGCGGCGUCGACGCGUGGAGAAGGAGACAGAACGCCGCAAAAUCGUCGACACGGCACGCGUACGACGAGACGCUGGUCGCACGAUCGCGAGAAGCUUGAAGCGCUGGCACACACGCCGAAUGCGUACAAUUUGUGUCGUGCAAAGUAUCUGCCGCCGAUGGCUCGCUCUUCGUAGAGUAAGAGCGGUUCGAGACCGUCGCGAGCGAUUGACGCGGAUGUUUUGGAUCUGGCGCUCGACGCUCAUCAGAGCGCGUCGACGUCGUGCGUGCGUGCGAAUACAGUCAUCGUGGCGCGGGUACGCGACACGACGCGCGCUUCGUGAAGAUAAGGGUAGACGCGAACGCGUGAAGAGAUGCGUCGAAGAAAUAGUCAAGCGCUACAUUCAGCGCCAUGAGAGAGCAAAGCGAGCGUGCGCUGCACAACGGAUCCAGCGCGCAUGGCGCGCGUUUAUUCGAUUCUCAACGUUGCGGCGAAUGAACGCCGCCACAUUACAAAUACAACGCGUGUGGCGAGGCACGCGCACGCGGAGAGCUGUGCGGAGUUACCGAGAGUCGACCGUGCGAAGAAACGCGGUCGAAUUCGAUUUAGAAAGCGCCGACGAAGACGAUUUCAUGGACGACGACGACGACGAAAACGCGGCACUUCGCGAUGUCUUCGACAGCGUCACCUGUUCUACCGCAGAGCGCAUCGCCGAGUCCACCGAACGCGCACGCGCAACUUCAUCGCGCGCACCAGCUGCUUCGGCGCGCCAAAGCGACGAUUCGGCUUCGACGGCGUCGCGCGAGCACUACAAUCGACGCCAUACACGGCACAUCCGCGAGCAAUCGAAACGCCGCCGCCGUGAGGCGCUUCAAACGAGCUCAACGGCACGGUUCGCUGCGUUUCGAUCCAACGCCGCGCGUUCCACGCGUUGA
Molecule: messenger RNA, 1335 nt
Organism: Ostreococcus lucimarinus CCE9901
Lineage: Eukaryota; Viridiplantae; Chlorophyta; Mamiellophyceae; Mamiellales; Bathycoccaceae
Exons: 1
Coding region: 1-1335 (444 amino acids)
Molecular function (GO): protein binding
Source: RefSeq, a predicted model, not a curated record